AUGCCUGCAAGGAAAUGCCGCCUCCUUCAAUGCUCCAUCCCCACGUCUCAACCCUCCCCUCCUCUUUACCCACCCCACGACCUCUUCCCCCCUCUUAACCCCAACAGGUCCUGGACGCCUCAUGGUACAUGCCUGCAGAGAAACGCCAGCCGUUUGAGGAGUUUCAGGGCGCAGCAUGGGAGGAUUCCAGGAGCAAUCUUCUUUGAUAUUGAUGCCAUUGCUGACCCCACCACGGAACUUCCCCACAUGCUGCCGACAGAGGCCGCCUUUUCUGCAGCUGCGUCAGCUUUGGGUUUGUCAUCUAGUGACAGCAUCGUGGUGUACGAUGGCAAGGGGCUCUUCAGCGCUGCUAGAGCGUGGUGGAUGUUUCGUGCAUUCGGACAGCCACACGUGGCAGUGCUGGACGGCGGGCUGCCAGCCUGGCGGGCGGCAGGCUACCCAGUGGAGGCAGAGCCGUCGGACAAGGCGGCCGGGCGGCACAAGGCGGCUGCUACUGCCAUCAAGGACAGUUACUCUACAAAGGCCGCAUCCAACCGCCUGCUCACCUUCAAUGCCAAGCUGCAGCCCAACCUCAUCCUGUCCGUUGAUCAGGUGAAGGCGAAUAUCGAGAAUAAGGUGUAUCAACUGAGCGAUGCCCGCUCUGCUGGCCGGUUCAAGGGUAUAGACCCUGAGCCAAGGGCAGGAGUGCGAGGAGGAAGCAUCCCAGGAAGCUUUAAUGUCCCCUUUCCCGAGGUCCUGACCCCACAGGGACAGUUGAAGCCUGCCUCAGACCUCACCCAAGCCUUCAAGAGCGCAGGCAAGUCCAUGCUCGUGAUUGGCCGGGAAGAGCAAGGGGAAGAGCAAGGGGAAGAGCAAGGGGAAGAGCAAGGGGAAGAGCAAGGGGAAGAGCAAGGGGAAGAGCAAGGGGAAGAGCAAGGGGAAGAGCAAGGGGAAGAGAAAGGGGAAGAGAAAGGGGAAUUGGAAUUCUCUGGUGCUGCAGCUGCUCGUUUGCUCCAUGCUGCCAUAACAUGGCGGCGCCCAUUGUUUUGUGAGGGCCGCCUGCUUCCCUGCUCUCCCAUAACUUCAGCCAGUGGUGUUGCACCUCCCCUUCCUGCCAUUUUAGAAGCGCCUCAGAAGCUGGUGUUGCAACAAAUCUUCUCCCCCUCCCUGCCAUCACACAUGGCAUACCAGGAUAAGGGAUAA
Closterium sp. Naga37s-1 is the source of this 1182-nucleotide messenger RNA. NCBI's taxonomy places the organism in Eukaryota, Viridiplantae, Streptophyta, Zygnematophyceae, Desmidiales, Closteriaceae. The record is from the annotation of a GenBank genome assembly.